AUGUGUGAGAAUACGCCCAUGCUACAAGUAAAGAGCUUACAGAAUGGGGAGAGUGCUUACCCUUGUGGCUUGGGUCGAUUGGAUAGGCCUCAGAAUGGUAGAAGGACGCCGCAACGGGCUAGCCAAGAUAUCAGUAAUUCACUAGGAAGCGUUUCAUUAAAUGCUCACCGUGAUCAGUGGGUAUGGGGGAGCUUACCCCGUUAUAGCUGGGCACGCGAAUGCCUUUGCUAUGGGCAUCCGUCAGAUCUCUUACAUGUACUGGGCUUGAAAGUCUUACUUGACACCUUGGGCGACGCCGUUGACGCGGAGUUGACCAAAAAGGUCGAGAUGAGAGCAAGAGGGAGGAUCAUGGUGGUUGAGCAGCGAACGAAAGAGCCAAUGGCUAAGGAGA
This is a messenger RNA of Acaulospora colombiana, 391 nucleotides long. NCBI's taxonomy places the organism in Eukaryota, Fungi, Glomeromycota, Glomeromycetes, Diversisporales, Acaulosporaceae. The record is from the annotation of a GenBank genome assembly.